CUAAUUGGGCUAAGUUCAUAGGAAAAAUGUGCACGUUACAGAAACAGGGGAAUUUAUUCAUUCUUACACUCACCGGCGACGAUGAGCACAGGCUAAAUCCUUCUCUUAUUGAUUCAAUCAGUUCCGCUCUCGAACGGAUAACGGCAGAAGCAACAGGCAGCUCCGUUUUAAUCACUACGGCUCAGGGCAAAUUCUUCUCUAAUGGCUACGAUCUCGAUUUGGCUUCGUCCGAUCCAUCCAGCUUAGAGUUAAUGGAUUCCAAGCUCAAAUUGCUCAUUUCUGAAUUUUUCAACCUUCCUAUGCCUACGAUCGCGGCUGUUACCGGCCAUGCUUCGGCGGCCGGAUUCAUAUUGGCGAUGAGCCAUGAUUACAUCCUGAUGCGAAAGGAUCGUGGAUUUCUGUACAUGAGUGAAAUUGAUAUCGGAUUGAAAAUUCCGAAUUGGUUCGUGACUUUGGUGAAGAACAAAGUGAAGUCGCCUGUAGCUUGGCGUGAUGUGGUUAUGAGAGGUACUAAAUUGACUGCUGACAUGGCAAUCGAGCAGGGUAUCGUCGACUCCGCGCACCACGGUUCAGCGGAGACGAUGAAGGAGGCUAUAAAGCUUGGGGAGGUGUUAAUGGCGAGGAAAUGGGAUGGGAAAGUUUACGCACAUAAUAGGAAGGUUGUGUUUUCAGAUGUAUUGGUUGUGCUAAACAAUGAGAUUGUAUCUAGAUUGUAAACAAGUAAGGUGGAAUACAUUAAAAAUAAAAAUCGAGUCGAUAACUUUAUUGUUCUCUUUGUUA
Molecule: messenger RNA, 780 nt
Organism: Solanum pennellii
Lineage: Eukaryota; Viridiplantae; Streptophyta; Magnoliopsida; Solanales; Solanaceae
Product: enoyl-CoA delta isomerase 1, peroxisomal-like
Exons: 1
Coding region: 27-716 (229 amino acids)
Biological process (GO): fatty acid beta-oxidation
Cellular component (GO): peroxisome
Molecular function (GO): enoyl-CoA hydratase activity; delta(3)-delta(2)-enoyl-CoA isomerase activity
Source: RefSeq, a predicted model, not a curated record